UCCCAGUGAGAGUUCGUGAUGAGGUGUCAACUGUAAAUGUGUGGUCGUUAAAUGAUGUGCAGUCAGACUGAUAAGUAACAUUAAUUUAUAAAUCAGUUCUGAGAGAAAUUUUUGCUGAGCUUUGUGCAGGAUACUCUUAAAAAAUACAUGAACCAGAAUUUUAUAUUAUAUGUACAAUGUCAGAUGUACUCCAGACUUCACACAUAUGUUGAUGUUUAUACAUAUGUGGUGAUUAAUUUGUCAAGUGAAGAAAUUUUAGGAAUAAUGUUAGUUGGUGACAGAACAGAAGUACACAGUCAAGUACAGAAGUGGACAACACUGAGUUUAGGAUACAGAAAAAAUCCGGUGACUCUGGCGAAACAACAUACAUAGAAAGAUUAUACUAGUAAAAUGAAAACUUUUAGUGUAUGGAAUAGUUUGGAAUCAGGUUUACCAUUGACAGAAGAGACAGUAUUUACAGAUUGGUCUACACUUAUCCUUAUAAAUUCUUUGUUAUUCUGUUUUGCAGUACACACAAGCUGCCGCAACAGAUCCUUCGAUCGAUUUUGUAAUGUUUGAUACUUUUGGCGUCGCAGAAGACGUCUCAUGUGGAUUUAAUGUCGAUGACGUGGUGUCCGUCAUAACAGGACAUGUGAGACCAGGAUAUACCUUUAAAGACGGGGAACACAUUACAUCUGAUAAUGAAAGAUAUUACAUCACUGAACCAAGGAAAGAAGACCAGAUUCACUGUGUUGUCUUCUUAGUGAGUGCAUAUGAUGUGUACCAGGGAUUUCUCAGCAAGGCGUACAAAGAUAAAUUAAAGGAUUUGCAAAGGAAAGUUGAUGAUCUUGAAAUUCCAUUUCUCGUUGUACUGACUAAAUGUGAUUUGAUGCGUGGAGAUAUCACGGAGAUGUUUAGAAGACGGGAUAUUCAUGAUGCUACAGAAAAAGCAAGAAAAAUAUUCCAAGUUCAGGAAAAUGAUGUCUAUCCUUUGAAGAAUUACAACACAGAAAUUAUGUUAGAUCCAAUGGUUAAUAUACCAGUACUCCUUGCGUUAGAGCAAAUUCUUUAUCACGCUUAUGAUUAUCAAGACAGACAUGACAGAGUAAAUUAAGCAUAAUAUAGAGACAACCAUCAAACUAUUGCCGCAGUAAUCACGUCCAUCAAAAUUUUGUCGAAUACAUUUCUUAAAAAAAUUUACGUCUCCAGGUCAGAUAAAUCCGAAAAUCCAAGAUUAAAACAAUCUAGGCGGACAGCAGAAAGCAUACAAUACAAAUAUAGACAUCUAUAGAUUACAUGUAAAAGUGACAAUAUGUAAACUAUGUCACAUAAAAAACUAGGACUUUUUGCUUGGAGAAUAACUGUUUUAGUACAUUUUAGUAUAUGCUUUAACACUCGUAUGGAUAAAACUAGCUUUGCGAAUAUUCACUAUCAGAAGUUUUCUUGCCAUAUGCAAGGGUCACAGUGAUAGGUCAAAGGAAAAGGUUAUAGCAAAUAUGAAAAUACUAAAAAUAAGCAAUAUCUAUUGGAAGAAUUACAGCUAAAGUAAAAGUAAAAAGUCUUAGUCACAUUUUGUGUUGUGUUGUAUGAACUGAUAAUUAAGAUAUAGUCUUUCUAUCGGCUGCUUAUUUUAUAAGAAAACGUCCCCUACAUAACGUUUUACAGAACGUUUCUCCUUAGGAAUAUUUUCUAUUCAUCUUGCUUAUUUUUGUUUGCUUCAACAAAAUCAAAUACUAAUAGUUGUUCUUACUAUAGUUUAAUAAUAAUAAUCUAUUAUCAUAUAUUUAAAAUAGUCAUUUGUUUUAUGCUUGAACUGUCGUAGUAUUUCAUUGUCUUGUGUUGAAAGUAUGUUGUUAACUAUAUUAAUUUAUUGAUAAAUAAGCUAUGCGUUUGAAACCUUAUUAUAUUAUAGUUAUUUACUAUUACAAAGCAUUAUAAAGAAAUUGCUCGUUUCUUCUGAUGCCAAAAUAAAUUUCAGAUAAUAAACGCAAAUUACAUCGACGAUUUUUACGUAUCUCUAAUUAUUGGGAGGUCAAAUGGUAUUAUAGUUCAUAGAAUACGUUUUUGUUUAUUCUCUGAAUUAAUACAUGCAAGUUUGUAAAGCAUUUAAAUUACUCAUUUACUUAUGUUCUUUAAAUGGUAGAAGUAAUUUCUAAUAUUGAAUUCUUAAAAUCUUAGGGAAGGGAACGGUUGUUCGAAAAUAAUCUGUUUAAGAUUAACUUAUUUAGUAGUGGGACUGUCAUAAUAAGAAAUUUGAUCAUCUGAAGUAUUGGUGACAGGAGCGAAGCUGAACCGGAAUGAGAGCUAUCUUUCUUCUGUUAUCCUUGGUACUGUUGUGUGUAUCAUGGUGCUAUUUAUUCUCAUGUAGUAUUUUCAAAUUUCUGUACAUUUUGUUCAUGCAUGCAUUCCGAAAUAAGUGUAUCUACCUAAAUGAGCCACAGUAUUCAUUCAAGUUUCUUAGGAUAAGAGAGAAUGAUGCUCAUGUUAACUCUUAUUUCAGUCACGAUUCUAUUUGAUUAAAUUACUUGUCGUUCUUAUUUUAGUAAACGUUUCCUAGAUUUAUUUAUUACAAAGCUAACUUUGAACAAACGUUCUUGGACUUUUAUGUGUUCUAAGCAAAGUUUGUUGGUUUUUUUUUCUUAUUUAGUUCCGGCUAGCUAGCUAAAGUCGUUUCCGAGUUAGAACUUUAGAAUAUUAUAGCUUAUAUUUUCACUAGAAAUUUCUAUAAAUCAUUGUAAAUGUAAUAAUAUGCAUUAUCAUGCAAAUGCACAUGUCUUAUUCAUGCCUUAUUCACCAUUAUUUUGUAUUAAUAGAAUCCUGCAACUGAAACACUUUUGGAACAUUUAUUUUAAAUUCUACUACGACCCGACCCGAUUUGUUUUUUUCAAUAAUGAAAGAAUGUUAAAAGUGGACAAAAAGAGUUUCUUUGCGUCAUGGAAAUACUUAAAGUUAUGCUCUUUCUGGAAAAAUAUUUAAAACGGCCGGUAUUAUUAUACGUUGUUAAAUAUACAAACAUGUACAUGUGUUAUGUCGAAAAAAUGAUGAUCAAACACUUCGCCAAAUAUAUCUAUUUCCCCAAUUUGUUAAGAGAAAUAAAUUACUUAUGUUAAUUAUACUGAUAUCAUUUUGCUCUUGUAAAAUGCAUGACUUGUAUCUACUCUGUAAUUUGUAAUCUGUUAUUGCAUUUAAGC
This is a messenger RNA of Mercenaria mercenaria, 3170 nucleotides long. Its product is annotated as interferon-induced protein 44-like. NCBI's taxonomy places the organism in Eukaryota, Metazoa, Mollusca, Bivalvia, Venerida, Veneridae. The transcript is spliced from 3 exons. The coding region runs from base 551 to 1093 and encodes 180 amino acids. The record is from RefSeq and is a predicted model, not a curated record.